AUUUUAGCCCCUCUCCCCUUUCGAUGUGCGGCUUUGGACAUGCGGAGGCUACUGCAACCGUGUUGGUGGAUCUUUUUCUUGAAAAUCACCAGCUCCGUGCUCCAUGAUGUGGUGUGCUUCCCCGCUCUGACCGAAGGUUAUGUUGGCUCUCUGCAUGAAAACAGACAUGGUAGUUCUGUGCAGAUACGGAGGCGAAAGGCUUCAGGGGAUCCUUACUGGGCAUACUCGGGUACCUAUGGUCCCGAGCACUGGGUUACUUCCAGUGAGAAGUGCGGAGGGUCUCACCAGUCUCCCAUAGACAUCGUAGACCAUCAGGCGCAUGUUGGAGAUGAGUAUCAAGAACUGCAGCUUGAUGGUUUUGACAAUGAAUCUUCAAACAAGACUUGGAUGAAAAACACAGGAAAAACGGUUGCUAUCCUGCUGAAGGACGAUUAUUUUGUCAGUGGCGCCGGGUUGCCGGGCAGAUUCAAGGCAGAGAAAGUGGAGUUUCACUGGGGUCAAAGCAACGGAUCAGCUGGCUCUGAGCACAGCAUCAAUGGCAAGAGGUUCCCUGUUGAGAUGCAGAUUUACUUCUACAAUCCUGAUGACUUUGACAGUUUUGGAACAGCAGUUCUAGAAAACAGGGUAGUAGGAGCCAUGGCCGUGUUUUUUCAAGUCAGUCAGAGGGACAAUCCAGCACUGGAUCCCAUUAUCCAUGGGUUGAAGGGCGUCGUACAUCACGAGAAGGAGACCUUUCUGGACCCCUUUGUGCUGAGGGAGCUUCUGCCAACAUCGCUGGGGAGUUACUACCGCUACGCAGGUUCUCUGACUACUCCUCCGUGUAGCGAGAUCGUGGAGUGGAUUGUUUUUCGGAAGCCCGUUCCCAUUUCUUACCAUCAGCUGGAGGCGUUCUACUCCAUAUUCACCACUGAACAGCAAGACCACGUCAAGUCCGUGGAGUACCUGAGGAAUAACUUCCGACCACAGCAAAGCCUGAACAACAGGAAGGUGUCCAAGUCUGCCGUGAAGGAUGCUUGGAGCCAAGAUAUGACAGACAUAUUGGAAAAUCCACUGGGCACAGAAGCUUCCAAAGCUUGCAGCACUCCCCCGGUCAACAUGAAAGUGCAGCCUGUGAACAGGACAGCAUUGCUUGUGACCUGGAACCAACCAGAAACCAUCUACCACCCUCCGAUCAUGAACUACAUGAUCUCCUAUAGCUGGACUAAAAAUGAAGAUGAAAAAGAGAAGACUUUCACCAAGGACAGUGACAAGGACCUGAAGGCCAUCAUUAGCCAUGUCUCACCUGACAUCCUUUAUCUGUUCAGAGUUCAAGCAGUUUGCCGAAAUGAAAUGCGUAGUGACUUUAGCCAGACUAUGCUCUUUCAAGCUAACACUACUCGAAUUUUCGAGGGGACCAGAAUUGUGAAGACAGGAGUGCCCACAGCAUCUCCUGCAUCCUCAGCCGACAUGGCUCCCAUCAGCUCCGGCUCCUCCACCUGGACCUCCUCGGGGCUCCCCUUCUCCUUCGUGUCCAUGGCCACUGGGAUGGGGCCUUCCUCCAGUGGCAGCCAGGCCACCGUGGCCUCAGUGGUGACCAGCACCUUGCUGGCAGGGCUGGGCUUCAGCGGUGGUGGCAUCUCCUCCUUCCCUAGCAGCGUGUGGCCCACCCGGCUCCCCGCGGCGGCCGCCCCCAGCAAACAGGCGGGACGGCCGGUGGUGGCUGCCACCGAGGCCGCUGCUGCCGCCUCCCCGGGGCCAGAGCGGGACUCGGCGCUGACAAAGGACGGCGAGGGAGCUGAGGAGGGGGAGAAGGAUGAAAAGAGUGAAAGCGAGGAUGGGGAGCGGGAGCAUGAGGAAGAAGAAGAAAAGGAUGCCGAGAAGAAGGAGAAAAACAGGGCGACGGCGGCCGCGGAGGCACGCAAUAGCACGGAGCCCAACGUGGCCACAGCUUCCCCCAACCGGACUGCUGAGGAAGAAGGAAAUAAAACCAUAUCGGGUGAAGAGCCAAACCAAAACGUUGCCCCCACGGCUGGAGGUCCCAAGGAGGAGAGCUUUGCCGAAGCAGACACUCAGCCCCAGCCGCUCCCUUCCACCCAAGUGCCGCCAGCGUUCACCAAUGAACUUUACCUGGGGAAGAUCCCAAGAAGACCAGAGACAACAAGAAAACCUCCUCCAAAGGAGGACAGGUUUCCAGAGGAAUACCCAUCAGAUAACAAAUUCAUCACCAUUAACCCAGCUGACAAGAACAGCUCCAGCAUGGCCACAAGACCUUCUCCUGGUAAAAUGGAAUGGAUCAUCCCGCUUAUUGUGGUCUCAGCACUGACCUUCGUGUGCCUCAUUCUUCUCAUUGCUGUGCUUGUCUACUGGAGAAAGUGUUUUCAGACUGCCCAUUUCUAUGUGGAGGACAGCAGUUCCCCCCGCGUGGUCCCCAAUGAAAGUAUUCCCAUUAUACCUAUUCCAGAUGAUAUGGAAGCAAUUCCAGUCAAGCAGUUCGUUAAACACAUCAGUGAGCUGUAUUCUAAUAACCAGCAUGGGUUCUCGGAAGACUUUGAGGAAGUGCAGCGCUGUACGGCCGACAUGAACAUCACUGCAGAGCAUUCCAACCACCCUGACAACAAGCACAAGAACAGAUACAUCAACAUCCUAGCCUAUGAUCACAGCAGGGUGAAGCUAAGGCCUUUACCAGGAAAAGAUUCUAAGCACAGUGACUACAUUAAUGCUAAUUAUGUCGAUGGUUACAACAAAGCAAAAGCCUACAUUGCUACCCAGGGACCUUUAAAGUCUACCUUUGAAGAUUUCUGGAGGAUGAUUUGGGAACAAAAUACUGGAAUCAUUGUCAUGAUCACAAACCUUGUUGAAAAAGGAAGAAGAAAAUGCGAUCAGUACUGGCCAUCAGAGAACAGCGAGGAGUAUGGCAACAUAAUCGUCACGCUGAAGAGCACAAACAUUCAUGCCUGCUACACUGUGCGCCGCUUUACAGUCAGGAACACAAAGAUGAAAAAGGGUCAGAAAGGAAACCCCAAAGGGCGGCAGAACGAGAGGACGGUUAUUCAGUAUCACUACACUCAGUGGCCUGACAUGGGUGUGCCGGAGUACGCUCUGCCUGUGCUAACCUUCGUUAGGAGAUCCUCCGCAGCCAGAACCCCGGACAUGGGACCAGUGGUGGUGCACUGCAGUGCUGGUGUUGGCAGAACUGGUACCUACAUUGUGAUAGACAGUAUGCUGCAACAGAUAAAAGACAAAAGCACAGUUAAUGUCCUGGGUUUCCUGAAACAUAUCAGGACACAGCGCAACUACCUCGUCCAGACAGAGGAGCAGUACAUUUUUAUUCAUGAUGCCUUGUUGGAAGCCAUCCUCGGGAAGGAGACUGAAGUAUCUGCAAACCAGCUGCAUAGUUAUGUUAACAGCAUCCUCAUACCUGGCAUAGGAGGGAAGACGCGACUAGAAAAACAGUUCAAGCUCGUUACACAAUGUAAUGCAAAAUAUGUGGAAUGCUUCAGUGCUCAGAAAGACUGCAACAAAGAGAAGAACAGGAACUCAUCAGUUGUGCCGUCUGAGCGUGCUAGAGUGGGCUUGGCACCGCUGCCUGGAAUGAAAGGAACAGAUUACAUUAAUGCCUCUUAUAUCAUGGGAUACUACAGGAGUAACGAGUUCAUCAUAACCCAACAUCCGCUGCCACAUACAACUAAAGACUUCUGGCGAAUGAUCUGGGACCACAACGCACAGAUCAUCGUCAUGCUGCCGGACAACCAGAGCCUGGCAGAAGAUGAGUUUGUGUACUGGCCAAGUCGUGAGGAAUCCAUGAACUGUGAGGCCUUUACUGUGACCCUUAUCAGCAAAGACAGACUGUGCCUCUCUAAUGAAGAGCAAAUUAUCAUCCAUGACUUUAUCCUUGAGGCUACCCAGGAUGACUACGUUCUGGAAGUCCGCCACUUUCAGUGUCCUAAAUGGCCAAACCCAGAUGCUCCCAUAAGCAGUACCUUUGAACUUAUCAAUGUAAUCAAGGAAGAGGCCUUAACAAGGGAUGGCCCCACCAUAGUUCAUGAUGAGUAUGGAGCUGUGUCAGCAGGAACGCUAUGUGCCCUUACCACUCUGUCCCAGCAGCUGGAGAAUGAAAAUGCUGUCGAUGUUUUCCAGGUGGCAAAGAUGAUAAAUCUUAUGCGGCCUGGAGUAUUUACAGACAUUGAACAGUACCAGUUUCUUUAUAAGGCAAUGCUAAGCUUGGUCAGCACUAAGGAAAAUGGAAACGGUCCCAUGACACUGGACAAAAAUGGUGCUGUGAUGGCCAGUGACGAAUCUGAUCCCGCAGAAAGCAUGGAGUCUCUUGUCUAAUUGGAAACCUGAAAAGGCACUUAAUUUGUAGAACUUCUGAAGACUGAGCGAACUUUUUUGAGGCCUUUUUUGCCAGACUCUAGGUUAUACAAUAACCCAAUUACUUUUUUACACUGAUAAAAGUUUUGAUAUUUAUUUUUUGCCAUUUUAUGUCUUAAUGGUAUCCUACUGAGCAUUUGCACCUCUGUUUAUUUCACACAGUGAAACGCAAUUUUAUCUAGUUUGCACUAUAUGAUCAGUGUUACUGCCUAUAAUAUUCUAAUACAAGACAAGCCCUGAUGUGACAUUCCAUGACAACAAACAUACGCUUUUUCUGUUCUGUUUAAAUGCAGUGAAGUUUUGCUAACUACAGUGACCCUCAAAUCUUAAAUCUUGAAUGCUAGGCCAGAUGGGUUCUUUCUGCGACAGAUACUGUACCCCUUCAUACCAUAUUUAUUAUUUUAAUGAUCAUGUCACAGUUUUGCUAAUGGUAUUCUGCAUUCCAGUGGAGUGGAUGAGCAGUGUUCAUCCUUUCUUGACAAAACGUGGCAGGUGAUUAUUAGCUACAGUGAAGGUGUAAUAGCCUUGUGGAGCUGAAACAAUUCUUUCUGUAUUGUUUCAAAUUGCUGUUUUGUACACUUCCAGGCCUAAGACUUGCUUCACAUGGAAUAUAUAAAUUACAUACAAUAUAAUUAUAAAUUAGAUGCAAUUCCUAUGUGGGACGCAGUGAUAGCUUUUGAAUUUACAAUUUCAAAGUUCCCCCAUGUAUUCAGAAAAAUGUCAAUUUUAAACAGCCCUAUGAUGGGAAAGUAUUUUGGUUUUAUUCUCAUCAGAGCCAAAACAGUGAGAAACCUACUACAACCCCAAAUCAGACCUGUUUUCAGAUAUAUUGAAGGUAGCAAUAUUUUACAUUACUAAGCUAUUCAAUAUUUUAAACACAUUAAUUUCCUUACUAUUUCUUGAAUAUGACCUCACACCUAAUGGUAUGUUACAUGAUGACAGGCGUUUCUUAAUUUCAUAACUGUUAGAUGCCAUUUUUACAGGUGUGUAAUUUUCAUACUUUAGUGCUAAAACAUAAAGUACUGAUCCAUAUUUACUGGUGAAGCAAACUAAUAAAAAAACUACCUAUAAAGUUACAUUCUCCCUCUUUUUUUUUUGCCAGACUAAUUCUUUAGCACAAACCUAGCUUAUUGUGUUUUCCCUCCCACACCAAUAAAAUGGUUUCCUCUAGAUUACAUAAAUAACUGAAUUAUUGUUUGGAGCAUUUAAGUAUACAUCCUCGCUGGCUCCCUUUUCCUUUGUAUUUGGUCGCAAUGCAACAAGGUCCAUCCCUAUUUAACAAAAGAAGUAAGCACAUACUUAAUUCUCCUGAAAAUUAAAGCUAAUUGUGUCCUUCAUAGCUCAGCUGAGUAGGGAGGGGUUACUGAAUCUGCCUUGAAAAGGAAAUACGUCCUUUCAACCGUCCUGACAUUUGGUAUACAGUUAGAGGCACCAUCCCUUAUAUAUGGCAUAAGUUUCUUUACUGUGAAAUUUCAACUGCACAAAACACGCAUUGUAAUUUUUCAGGACUUGUCAGAAUGUUACAGCGUAUUUUUCAUUUAAAUGUAAACCUAUUAAUUUCUGCCAGUCCAGUCUUGCUGAAAUAUAGACAUUUGGCAAGGCAAACCCCACUUCUUUUGUUGGAGGGGAGGGCAGGGAGGAAGCUUAGCUAAGAGGAAGGUUCUGUGCAUUUUCACACGCAAGGAAGCUGAAAGCGAACUGCUUAAAAUUGUAUUGAGAGUAGGUACUGUCGGUGAGAACCUCACGAGGUGCAAGCUGGUACGGCCGCACUGAGCAGAGGAGCUAUGCAAACUGGUAUGUGCUAACAUCUGGCCUUUUAUUUUUAAUAAGGGAAAGGUUUCCUAGUACGGAUACACUUGAUUAAUUCAACACCAAAGUAUUUAAGAAUUCAUCAGCAACUUUUGACAUAGUUACCUUUUACUUCUCAGUUUGUCGAAUCCCUCCGUACAAGUGAUCCAAAUAACUGCUAAUGCUGAACAGUAUAAUAUAUCCGUGGUUUCAGUAAGGAAAUCCCAUGUCCAGCACCGGCUAGUCCAAAUAAAAAAUGUGCAAAAUAUUUCAAAAGACUGCUUUGUAGUUUGCAUCCCCUUUGCACUGGGACAACCCAGCACCAAGGUGGGAGUCGGUUCGUGUCUGGUAGGAGUUAAGACUGGCUCCCCAGUCGCUACAGCCCAGUAACAAGAAUUAAGUAAAUUUUCAAGUACUGUUGCCUGCAAGGGCUGGAAGGUUUUGCUGAGUGGUCUGCUGGCCAGCGUGCAUCCGCACUAGAGGCUGGGGAGCCCCUCCUUGCACCCCCAGUACUGAUCCUGGCCCCAGGCAAUUCCGGCUGGUAGCACAAAGGGACUCUGAUGAGUUGGAUCCGUUCAAUCGGGAGUAUUUAAGUUCCUGGGGAGGUGUAGGGAGAAGUUAAGAAUUCAAACCCUGACAAGAGCUAAGUGACACAAAGAUUACUGCAGGCAUCAAGAGGGCUGGAUUUGUUCAGUACUUUCAGCUGAUUACUUUUCAUUUCACUGGCAUGAUGGAAGAUAACUGUGGCUCGUGACACACUGCCUGAAUAUCCUUGGUUUAAUCCCUCGCCUUCUCACAAGUUUUAAAAAUCAGUAAAAGAAGGCUGUGGGGGUUGAACUUUGGUAGAUGCUUUGGAAAUCCAUGCAUUUGCACUGGCAUUUUCCAACACCUGAAAUACUUGCUUGGGGUUUAAUCCAUGGGGAAAUAAUUUACACUGAUGUUCUAGUUGAGUUCUCCAUGGAUUUUUUCUUAGGGGGGCUCAAGCUGUGUGUUAAGUGCUGUGCUGACGGUCAGAUAGCCAGUAGAUGGUAGUGAUGCAUUAGGCGUGAAGUGGAUAAAGCUAGGAAUUGCUUGUGAAGGUCAGGAUUAAGAGUGCCUAAGAGCCAAAUCUAUCGUACUGUAAGCAACUGUGGUUCUGCUCUCUUACAUGGAUUUGCACCUCCUUCCCUGGGACUGAGCAAGACUGGCGGAAGGAGCGAGUGUGCGUUCAGAGAUCCGCACGCGUAGAGCUCUGCCGAGAUGCUCUCGUGAGUCUCUCUGGCCAAAGUCCCACCCCGCAUUGCAACCUUGCUUUUGCCACACCAAACCCCCCCCCACACUGUAACCACUUCUUGGCAUUCGGUCGGGACGGCUUUCAAGCAUCAAAAGUUGCCAGACAAUGCGCAAGCCUGCAAAUUAAAGAACCCGAGUAUAUCCCAUAGCUAUAAAAUGUGGUCCUCAGCACCAGCCCUGAGAAAUAAGGGGAUAAAGGACUGAAGUACACAUGCAUAUGUGUGUCUACGUUUAGAAAACAUUAUUUCUCCAUGUCUUGCAUGUGUACUGUGCCCGCAGACCGUGUGAAAGACAUAAAAGACUUCUGUGUAUCGAGCCCAUAAGAGCAGCCAAGCUUUCCAAGAAGGAAUGCUUGGGAAGCUGCUGUGUCAUCUUCACAUCUAAAAUGGGUGAGUCUCAGCCGAAAGCCCCAUCCUACAAACACUCCUGUACGUGAACUUGGCAUCGGUAGGCAGGUCUGGGAGAGGCAGUAGGACUGCUCGGGCACGCAGGCUAAGCACCGGUUCUUCUGCAGGACCAAGGUCUAAAGAACACUAAUUUUAAACAGGAUUUGUCCUUAGUAUUUCACAGGGUCUGUUUCCAAAUAUGAAUUUAGGAACAGGAAAAAAAAAAUCCCAAACUCUUAAACUACUUCUUGUGUGUGACUCUUUCUGUACUGUGGGUCUGUUCUAGGUUAGUGGAAUCAUUUACAGGAUCUGCAAAAUUUCAGUUGUUUUUCCAGUUUCUGACUGCUUGAAUUGCUUGAACCCAGAGUGAUGCAUUGGAACAUUAGGAGACGAAUCUUUAUGACACAGCACAACUGCCUUCUUAUUAAUCUUUUUUUAAGCUGAUAUAUUUUAUUUAAAAGCUAAAAAAUAUAGAUAUCGAUUCUACCAAAGAUACAUAUUACUAAUUCUCAGCAAAACAAAACCAACUUAAUUAAAAAAAAAAGUUACAAUGUAGUUGUCUUAAAGAUUUAGCAGUCUUUCUCAAAUUCAUGUCUUUUGACAUCAGAUCUUGUGUUCUGAAGUUUAUGUUCAAAUGGUGCCAGUGAAUUUUUAUAUGAAGGGAAAAUGCCUAUUUGUUAAUCCACUGCAUUGCUUUUCUUGUUUUUCUUUUUCUUUUUUUUUUUUUACAGAUGCAAUUCAACUCUUACUGUUACCCCUUUGCUCUUCUUCUCUUUGUUGCCAUUCUAACAAUGUGAACUACAUUGGCUUUACUUAUCAAAGGAGAAGGAAUGCAAAAAUAAAGAAAGAAAAGGAACUGUAAUGAAGAGAUUUGGCCUCUACUUUGUCUUAGCUGUUAAACUGUUUUUAGUGUUUUUGUUAACUAUUUGCAAAGGGAAGCAUUUUCUACAGAGGAUAAUUAAUUUCAAGAAAAAAGUCUUGAGUUUUAAGAAUAAACAUGUCUCCAAAAGAGGAGAUAGUCAAUUUUAUACAAUGUCACAACUCUCCAACAUUUGGGGUAGUGACUCUUUUUGUUUUGUUAAAACAUUUGAAACUAGCAAGCAGCCAUUGUUUCUAAAGACCGAAGCAUUCAUGUGUACUCCUAUUUUCUUUUCCUUCAUUUUUAAAAUAGCAAAGUCAUUAAAACUGUAAAUAUUUUGUUGCUUGGAUAAGCAUCUUCUGGGAACUUUGUAUCUAUGGUAUAUAAUCAUAGAAUUUUAUAUUUUCAUAUAAAGCUAAUUUUUUUCUAGUUUCACCUCCUUCCUAGUUCUGUGGUGGCUAUGUGAAUACAUACCUUCUGUGUAUCGAGGUAGUGAGACACCAUCAUCACACUCCAAAAAAGAUUUCCACACAUGUCAUUUCUUUGGGGCAGUGAUUGUGAAAGUUGGAUUUUUUUUUUUGAUUCCAUUGUCAGUGUGUGCAAUAGGAAUUAGACUUAGCCAGUCACUGGAUACGUUUGUCUCAUUGAUCCAUU
This is a messenger RNA of Gavia stellata (red-throated loon), 9309 nucleotides long. It is a transcript of the gene PTPRG, whose product is annotated as protein tyrosine phosphatase receptor type G. The record is from RefSeq and is a predicted model, not a curated record. Gene Ontology annotation, molecular function: protein binding; protein tyrosine phosphatase activity. Gene Ontology annotation, biological process: protein dephosphorylation. The transcript is spliced from 29 exons. Lineage: Eukaryota; Metazoa; Chordata; Aves; Gaviiformes; Gaviidae. Bases 40 to 4311 code for a protein of 1423 amino acids.